CGGAGGAGAAGGAGUAAUUAAUAUUACUAUUACUAUGCUAGUAAUAAUUAAAACAUAUUGGCCCCAUCCCAUCCUUUAUAUAUAUACCAAGUGCAUAUAUAAGCCAACGAAGUCUUCAAAGAUCAUCGACCAGCCUGUAACAAGAUGGCAGAUUUGCAUCUACAAAACUGACACAGCUGUUUGGAGUGGUGGCAUCGGAAAGAACGGCGGCAAAAUUGUAAAGGCCAGUAGCGGUGGCACCGGAAAGGGAGGCGGCGGUUGGGUGGUGGUGGAUUUUUUCCGGUGGCGGCAGUUGGGUGGUUUUUUUCCCAUCAAAAGCCGACAGAUUUGCUUGGGUUGUUUUUUAUUAUUUUUCAAUUGUAAAUAGAAUUAGAAAUUCAUUAAGGGCAAUUUUGUCAACUAAUAACAUUUUUAGUCCUAGGAAACAUGGAAGUCCUAUUUGUGCAAUUAACUUUGCUAUUAGUCCUAUUUGAGUCAUUAACUCUUGUAUUUAUGUUCUUGUCAAUAUUGCACUUU
Messenger RNA from Cuscuta europaea, 516 nucleotides. The record is from the annotation of a GenBank genome assembly. Lineage: Eukaryota; Viridiplantae; Streptophyta; Magnoliopsida; Solanales; Convolvulaceae.